Plectropomus leopardus (leopard coralgrouper) is the source of this 339-nucleotide messenger RNA. NCBI's taxonomy places the organism in Eukaryota, Metazoa, Chordata, Actinopteri, Perciformes, Serranidae. The record is from RefSeq and is a predicted model, not a curated record.
GUCCAGGCAAAUGUUGAGAAGGCGCUGACGCUGUUUGGCCAGCUGCUGACGAAGAAGCACUUCCUGUUGACGUUCAUACGGACCCUGGAGGCGCAGAGGUCGUUUUCGAUGCGGGACCGAGGCAAUGUGGCAUCUCUGAUCAUGACAGCCCUGCAGGGAGAGAUGGAGUACGCCACCGGAGUCCUGAAACAGCUGCUGUCCGACCUGAUAGACCGAAACCUGGAGAGCAAAAACCAUCCCAAGCUGCUGCUCAGGAGAACGGAGUCCGUUGCUGAGAAGAUGCUGACCAACUGGUUCACAUUCCUCCUCUACAAGUUCCUCAAGGUAAGCAAUUCAUAA